Cladophialophora immunda is the source of this 1452-nucleotide messenger RNA. RefSeq lists its product as uncharacterized. Bases 1 to 1452 code for a protein of 483 amino acids. The record is from RefSeq and is a predicted model, not a curated record. The transcript has a single exon. NCBI's taxonomy places the organism in Eukaryota, Fungi, Ascomycota, Eurotiomycetes, Chaetothyriales, Herpotrichiellaceae.
AUGCAUUGCGACAUAACGAAGAUGAGGGACAAAGUCACGAUAGACAGAACCCCCAAAAUCGCGAUGCGGGUGCAGCAAUCGCCAGCAACGCAACAAUCAAUAUCAACUCAACUCUCAGAGCUAAUUCACUCCGCAGGCUCCCGAAGUACACGAACCCCUUCAGCCUCAUUAUCAGAUCCUUUCACUUUAUCAAACGUAGCCUCAAAUGUCUCUACAGCCUCCAGCGACAUCGCUCCUUCCGUAACAAGUACCAUGGCAACGUCACAAAACUCCAACCAGACCCCUGCCAACUACGAUGGAAUUUUCGUUCAAUAUGAAAGACUGCCUGAUGCAACUUUGAAAAAGUUGCAAGAUAUAUAUGAACGCCUAUGUCUUGGAUGGGACCAAAACGACAGUUCACACAUUGUUCACUACCUGCGGGCUGGUAUUGACGCCCAAAAAUUGACCCCUGCUCUCCUCAUCGAAUGUGAAGACCAGGUGAGCAAAAGACGACUAGAGGAAUAUCUGAAAAAGAAGAAAUGGUUAAGAAGGGCCAUUCGAGAAAACACAUGUUGUAUCUUUGUGAUCCGGGGCAGAUUUUCCACGAGCGCCAGUCUAGACGGCGAUCUUCCGGUCAACUCCUUAGUGGUUGGAGAGUCAACCCUCCUCUUAUCUUCCGGGGCGCGGACAUCGUGCGGUGCAGCAGUUUUGGUACCACCCCAAGGGACUAUGCAGCACAAAUUUUGCACGUUUGGAGGGUUGAUCGUUGUGAACGAACGAAUCUUCGGGCUGCUUGCACAGCAUCCAUUUCGUGAAGGAACGCUCUUAACCGAGCAGCAAACGAGCCUAGUGCUCAAUACAAUGAACAGCAUGGGUGAUAAUGGUGUUGUGAAGAUCUAUACCAACGAGCCGCCAUUCUGCCUGACUUGGGAAGACUUUGACGAUUCGGACGAGGACGAUUCGGACCCCCGCUACUACUCUACGGAUACCAGUAGUAUGACUGAAGAAGAGAGUGAUGGACAUUUUUUCAGCGGACAAAGCGCUGGAGAUGAAGGAUACAUGGCCAGCAAGCAGGUUGCAGAGCCGUCAACUGCUGACUGUGAUGUGUUGUCGUUCAAAAUUGAGAUCGUUGUCAAGCAGACCCAACAAACUGACAGAGAUCCAGGAGCACGGUCUCGAUAUGACAGAGACUGGGCCUUAGCGAACCUUUCAUCUAUCCCCGCCAAUGAUCGGCAACGAGUUAUGCUUCCUAAUAUAGUGGGCAAUAAAUUCGUGGAAUCUUUAUUUACCGGGCAUGAAUCCCCGCACAAUGCGGUCGCUUUGGUCGCCACCAGCUCAGGUGAGCUGAAGGCCAACAUCUUAGGAUGUCCUGCCACCGUGAAGAUUGGAAAUUCUAGCUAUGAGACCAUUCUUAUGAAUCUGGACAACCCUUUACGGAGGUACCAAUCAUUCCUAGAUAUUAUUAGUUGCUAA